AUGGAGAACUUGAUAACUUAUUUUGUUCUUGUCCUUGUUCCUCUGUGUCUUUAUCUGUUGUCGUUGAUUUGCAGAAAGGGCCGCGGCCGUCUGCCUCCGGGGUCCGUGGACUGGCCGAUCGUUGGAGAAAAUGUGGAGUUGGCCCUGUUAGGGCAUCAGAGAUUAGUGAAAGAGCGGAUGCAGAAAUAUUCUGUAGACGCUUUCAGAACAUCGUUGUUCGGAGAGAAACUGGCUGUGUUAUGUGGCGCAGCUGGCAACAAGCUCGUAUUAAUGAACGAGAAGAAGCUCUUUUCGCCCUGGCUUCCUGUCUCAGUGAUCAAAGUGUUCUUCCCGGACUUCGACCACGUGAUGCACCAGGAGCCGGAGGCCACGUUCCACAACUUCAAGCAGGACGUCCUGAAGCCGGAGACCUUGAGGCAGUACAUCCCGGUGAUGGACAAGUUGGCGCGUGAGCAUCUCUGCCACGGCUGGAUGCCUAACUCAGUGGUGAAGGCAGGCCCCGCCACGAAGAAAUACGUCUUCGAGCUGGCAUGCAUGUUGUUCAUGGGAGUGGUGGAUCCAGUGCGGCUGGACAAGUUGCUGGUGCCCUUCUCUCUCAUGACUGAUGGCCUCGUCUCCCUGCCGGUAAACCUUCCUGGAACGGACUUCAACCGCGCGUUGAAGGGAAGCAGGAAGGAGCUGGAGGUGACGAGCGAGGGACGAGGUGACAUGCUGUCCAAGAUGUUGCUGGCCAGGAGUGAAGAAGAUGGGAGACCUGUGAGUCAUACCAAGAUUGCUAACAUUCUUGUUGGUUUGCUUGUUCCUGCCCUCUAUGAAGUUUCAUCUUCAAUCAUUGUUGUCAUUCACUAUCUUUCCCAGCUUCCUCACAUUUACGACUUGGUUUUCAAAGAGCAAUUAGAGAUUCUAGCAUCGAAAGGCGCUGAUGAGUUGCUGACGGACAAGGAUGUGGAGAAGAUGAAGUACACUUGGAACGUCGUGCUCGAAUCCUUCAGGAUAGCACCAUUCCUAAAGGAUUGA
Messenger RNA from Salvia hispanica, 1017 nucleotides. The record is from RefSeq and is a predicted model, not a curated record. Lineage: Eukaryota; Viridiplantae; Streptophyta; Magnoliopsida; Lamiales; Lamiaceae.